AUGAAGCUCCUCGUAGUUCUUCUGGCUCUAGUAGGCUUGUGCGCUGGAAAUGCCCUGCCUGUGAUACCAGGGGACAAUAGUCACUAUGUAGAGGGAGAAAGUCGCUAUAUUUGGAUGCCCGAUGGCGAUGGUAUACCUCAUCUUGUUGAUCUAGAGGAGCCAGUAGACGAACUGACGUUCGAUGCUGCGAGUAGAAGUGGCUCAAACAAUGCAUACUGGUUGUUUACCAGACGAAACCCCACUAACCGCCAAGUCUUAGUAAACGGUAACGCAAACUCAAUCCGCAAUUCCAACUACAACGGAAAUCGACCAACAAAAGUCAUUGCUCACGGAUGGAACAGCAAGGGAAGUUCGGACUUGAAUCCUGCUAUUACAGCUGCAUUCCUCGCAAAUGGAGACGUCAAUGUGAUCGUACUCGACUGGAGCAGAGCUGCCAGUGGAACGUACACCCUGUCCGUCCGAGCAGUUCCAGAUGUUGGCAGGCAAUUGGCUAACUUCCUGCAGUUUCUGUUUAACACAGCUGGCGGAAAUUGGAACAACGUACACUUGACUGGACACAGUCUUGGGUCUCAUGUUAUGGGGAACGCUGGCCGCUUUGCCCCGGCCCGGCCUGUUCGUAUAACUGGUAUGGAUCCAGCUGGUCCUCAAUGGGGUGGUAAUUCAAAUGCCUUGAACCGCAACAACGGUGUAUACGUCGAGUCGAUCCACACCGACGGUGGUCUCCUCGGUAUCAUGGAUCCAAUUUCCGACGCUGACUUCUAUCCCAACGGAGGGAGAAACCCUCAGCCCGGCUGUUGGACCAGUGCUUGCUCGCAUAGCCGGGCGCAUGAGCUUUUCGCCUCCAGUGUCAGAACGAACCACUUUGUUGGAAGGCGCUGCAACAAUCUCACUCAGGCCCGUAACGUCCAGUGCACCGGAGCUACACUCAACAUGGGCAACACACAACUAGGAAAACGAGGGUCUGGUCUUUUCGGAUUGCGGACUGGUUCCAGCUGGCCUUUUUAA
This is a messenger RNA of Bicyclus anynana (squinting bush brown), 1005 nucleotides long. Its product is annotated as pancreatic triacylglycerol lipase-like. Bases 1 to 1005 code for a protein of 334 amino acids. NCBI's taxonomy places the organism in Eukaryota, Metazoa, Arthropoda, Insecta, Lepidoptera, Nymphalidae. The transcript is spliced from 5 exons. Gene Ontology annotation, molecular function: lipase activity. Gene Ontology annotation, biological process: lipid metabolic process. The record is from RefSeq and is a predicted model, not a curated record.